This is a messenger RNA of Aspergillus versicolor CBS 583.65, 1557 nucleotides long. It is a transcript of the gene nuf2, whose product is annotated as kinetochore-associated Ndc80 complex subunit NUF2. The coding region runs from base 215 to 1435 and encodes 406 amino acids. Gene Ontology annotation, molecular function: protein-containing complex binding. The transcript has 5 exons. Gene Ontology annotation, biological process: meiotic chromosome segregation; attachment of mitotic spindle microtubules to kinetochore; mitotic spindle organization. Lineage: Eukaryota; Fungi; Ascomycota; Eurotiomycetes; Eurotiales; Aspergillaceae. The record is from RefSeq and is a predicted model, not a curated record. Gene Ontology annotation, cellular component: Ndc80 complex; kinetochore.
CAAAAAAAGAGGCAUCGCGGAGUAUUUGCAUUGUUUGCAUCUCAGCCCCUCCAGAAAGCCGCUAGUCCGCUUUUGUUCCAAGGUUGCUGUGCAAGCAUCACCCGUGUAAACAAUCAGCCCGAUCGCAUUUUCUCUGCAGCAACCUCACUUUUUCGCUUCCUUCUUUCCCCUCUAGUUUGGGGAUAGAAUAUAUUUCGAAGACUAGAAGCUUAUAAUGGCGUACAACAAUCGCAUGAGUCAACAAUUUCACGGCUCCCAGCAGCACGGCCGGGGUCGCAAGAAGGAGGAUGAAAACGACGCUUUGAUGCGCCUGCCUGAUAAAGAAAUUGCAGGCUGUAUUAAUGAUAUCGGCAUCCCAUUCACGGCUGCCGAUCUGAUCAAGCCGAACCCACAGCAGGUCCAAAUGGUGCUGGAAUGGUUUGCAGAGCUUCUUAUGAACACUACUCGCGAUACUGUCGAGCCGGCGAUGCGUGCUGCCGCAGAUGAUGUCUGCGGUGAUUUCCCGGAUAUUGUGCCUACGGACACACGGAACUUGAUGGGUUUCUUUGCUAAUGUGAGGAGAUUGAUGUUGGAGUGCGGUGUAAAUGACUUUACGUUCACCGAUCUGACGAAACCUACCCACGAUCGCCUCGUCAAGAUAUUCUCAUACCUCAUAAACUUUGUCAGAUUCCGCGAGUCGCAGACAGCCGUUAUCGACGAACACUUCAACAAGACGGAGAAGACGAAACAACGGAUUGAUACUCUCUACGGGGAGAACCAGGAUAUGGAACAACGACUUGAAGAUAUGCGCCGAAGCCUCAGGUCCAACGAAUCGGAGGUUAAGGAGAAGAUGAGACGAAACGAUGAACUCAAAGCUCGCUUACGGCAGCUGGGCAUAAGCCAAGAGCAGGUCGCUGAGACCUUAGAACGAGUCAAGGCCGAUAAAGCAAGGCAACAGACUAAAUUGAAAGAGAAGAUGGAGAGAGCGGUGAAAACCCGACAAGAGGUCGAUAAGCUGCGGCCAUACGUGAUGGAAAGCCCCGCAAGUCUUCAGGCCACGCUCACCGAAUUAUCGGACAACCUUCUACGGGAGAAGGCCCAGAUUGAUGCCAUGGAGAAACGAGCCCGGGCGUUGCAGACCUCGUCAGACACAUUCACAGUCGUCAGCAAUGACGUGCAAGCAUGUGUCAAGCUCCUUGAGGAUGUUUCUGUGGAGCUACAUAAAGAAGACGACGAAGAGCUUCGCGCUUUGAGAAAUAAGGAAGCUAUUUCGGAAAGGGGCAACAAUGUCAGGGAAGUCGAGCAGACGGAGGGACUACUACAGUGGCCCAGCAGCGGAUGGAGGAGCUUCGGGAGGUGCAGAAAGAGCUCCGGGAAGAGCGAGCAGAGAAACAGCGCGACAUGGAGCGAAGGAGGAUCAGGAUCGAGCAAACUGAGAAAAAGAUGGCCGACUUGAAGGAAAAUAUCGAAAGCGAGGUCCAGAGUGCACAUGAUGAAUAUCUCAAGCUCGAGUCCCAUAUCAAACUUUACAUCACAGAGAUGGAGAAGAGUUUAUAACAUGCAGUUUUGGUCACUUAU